CACCACCACCACCAACACCACUAUCCUUCGUUCCCUUCAUACACAAGGCAGCAAUGUCCACCACCACUACCGUCACUCAGACACUUCAAGAACAACUUGCCGACAUUGACUUGUCGAGCUACGAUGCUGAGCAGUCGAAGUUGAUGGAGGAGAGGUGUAUCCUCGUGGACCCGCAGGAUAAUGCGAUUGGGGCUGCCGACAAGAAGACUUGUCAUCUCAUGGAGAACAUCAACAAAGGUCUCCUCCACCGUGCCUUCUCCGCACUCGUCUUCCGUCCCUCAGAUGGGAAACUUCUUCUUCAGCAACGCGCUACGGAAAAGAUCACGUUCCCCGAUAUGUGGACUAACACAUGCUGCUCGCAUCCGCUCGAUGACUUCGCCGAGGAGAAGAUCGAGCAGAACCAGCUUGGGGUGAGGAUUGCGGCUUCGAGGAAGUUGGAACAUGAGCUGGGUAUUCCGAGGAGUCAGACACCGGUGGAUAAGUUCCAGUACUUGACGAAGAUUCAUUAUUUGGCGCCGUCGGAUGGGUUGUGGGGGGAGCAUGAAGUCGACUAUAUUCUCUUUUUGACUGCCGACGUGGACGUUAACGCCAACCUGAACGAGAUUCGGGACUGGAAGUACGUCGACAAGGCAGAGCUUCAAGCUAUGUUUGAUGCCCCUGGCAACUCUUUCACCCCAUGGUUUAAACUCAUCGCUCGUGACUUCCUCUUCGGCUGGUGGGACGAGCUGCUGAACCGGAAGGAUGCGAAUGGCCGCGUCAAUGCGCUCAGCCUCGAUGGCCUCGUUGACGGUAGCAAGGUCGUCAAGAUGGUCUGAGUCGGUGCUUCUUAUAUUUAUAUUUUGUUUGUUAUGCUUUGCUUGCUAGAGGAUAGACCGUGAUGGGUCGCGGAUAUUUGUGUAUUUCCCCCAGGAAUAAUAAAUGGGGUCGUAUCAGAAUUAAGACAUUGAAAUCUC
Molecule: messenger RNA, 953 nt
Organism: Stereum hirsutum FP-91666 SS1
Lineage: Eukaryota; Fungi; Basidiomycota; Agaricomycetes; Russulales; Stereaceae
Product: Isopentenyldiphosphate isomerase
Exons: 5
Coding region: 54-815 (253 amino acids)
Biological process (GO): isopentenyl diphosphate biosynthetic process; isoprenoid biosynthetic process
Cellular component (GO): cytoplasm
Molecular function (GO): isopentenyl-diphosphate delta-isomerase activity
Source: RefSeq, a predicted model, not a curated record